Messenger RNA from Nomia melanderi (Alkali bee), 4319 nucleotides. NCBI's taxonomy places the organism in Eukaryota, Metazoa, Arthropoda, Insecta, Hymenoptera, Halictidae. The record is from RefSeq and is a predicted model, not a curated record.
GUUAUUGUAGAAAAAAUUACGUAAUAUUGUAUAUUGUUUUUAUUAGCAUUUUGAAAUUUUAUCAUUAAAGCUAAAUUUUUAUUGUUAUCGUAUCAGAAACGGUUACAAAUAACGCUUAUCUACCACAUAAUUCAGAUAUCUAUAUAAUGCGUAUUAUUAUUUAGAAAAUCUUUAUUAUUGAUUAUUUUACUUAACACUGCUAUUAUCGAUUUUACUAAGGAACAUAGAAUGUAUAUGAUGGAAUGACAAGAUUCUGUGUUCCUUGCACUACUACAUAUAAAAUAAAUUAUUCUUUUAUUUGAUGUAAAAUAAAAUAAGACUAAAUUUUUUCAUUUUUCAGAAUUGAAAGUAUUCUUGAUUUCAGAUAUAUUUUCGAACAUUUGCAUUCACUCUAACCUAUCAUAAGAAACAACAGUCAUGAACAUUUUUAAACAAAUAUGAUUAAUGUCCUGGUUCAUCUGUGAAAUUUGAUAAAAUUUAAAUAAAGUUAAGUAAAAACGUUGUUAAUGACAUUACAGUGCACCACUUAAAAGAGUAAAUGUAGAUAUAAAUGUAGUCUAGUAAAUUAUAACUCAUAGUCAUGGAUAGUUACUCUAAUCCUUUCAGUUUUUCUAAACAAACUGGUUCUCUAUUACAUGGGUUAGGAGCACCUGAAUUAAUUCCUGAAUGCAAGAAACGUAAUAUAUCGACCGAUACACUACAUGAGCUCAGUAUAGAGGAGUUAAUGUUAUUAGGUGCUGAUGCUCAAAAAGCUGAAGAAAUAAGAAAUGCUUUAAAUAUAAAAAGAAAAUCUGGUAAUAUAGCAACAAAUUCCGAAGACAGGCUUAAUCAUUUCCUUGAAAUCAUUAAGUAUGGCGAAUAUCAUUUAUCUCUCAUGCAAGCAUUUGUGGCAUAUUGUCGGUUAAGGCUUACAAAAGACAGAAUUAAUAUAUUUGUCAAUCCCAACAAAUGCUUAAGUGCUUCUAUGGUAUUACCCACUUCUGUUGAUGCAACUUUAGCAGAACUAGAAGAAGCAACAAAAAAUCUUUCUGAAUUAGAAAAAUUAAUUCCAAGGAAUAUUCCAAUCGAGAAGAUCGACAAUGAAACAAACACUGCCAACGGCACACGGAAGUUGCGAAAUUCUCGUUUAAUUUUACAGCUCUUUGCGAUAAUUGUAUUCGGAUGCAUAAGCAACAAGGGGUACAUGACGAAGGCGGACGGAAAAGAAGUGUGCCUCUACGCCGAGGACCCUAACGCUUGUAAUUACGGAAUAGGAAUCGGAGUCCUUGCCUUCCUUGCCAGCAUCGGGUUCCUUAUUGGGGAAUACCUCUUCGAACAGAUGUCCUCCGUGAAAACCAGAAAGCACUUCGUCCUUCUUGACCUAGGAUCUUCAGGUUUCUGGGCAUUCCUUUACUUCGUUGGAUUUUGUUAUUUAACCAAUUCUUGGAAUAAAUCGGAUGUACCGAGCGAUGUGGAUGGAGCGAAAAGCGUCCAGAGCGCUAUUGCGUUCUCCUUCUUCUCAAUCUUUACUUGGGCUGGCUGUGCCUGGUUUGCCUUCCAAAGAUUCAAACAAGGAACCGAUGCUGCUUUCGCACCUAGUUAUGAGGCCGAUCCUGUCGGAGGAACAGGCUAUACAAGUUAUCCUGAUGCAACUGAUACUGGUUAUCAAGACCCUCCUUUUGGUCAACAACAACAACAGCAGCAGCAGCAGCAACGGAUGCCUGAUUUCCAAGCACCAGCUUACUAACCCCUUCAGACAUAAUCUGAUACUAUUGAUACAACGCAAGAAUCAAUAGAACAAAACAAGAUGAAAGCUCCAUAUGAAACUCUUCGAUUACUCGAUAGAUCAUUGAGCAAUGUCAAUAGAGUAAGUUUUCAUAGUAAGACAAUUAUAGUGAAUGAAAGGGAGGGGGAACAAGGCAAAAAGAAUGGAAUAGAAACACAGAGAAGGAAGAAGUAAGAAGGAAAAGAAAGAACAAGAGAGAGAAUGUGUGCAUGUGCGAACGUGUGUGUGCGUGUGUAUGCGUGUACAUGUAAAAGACUACAUAGUAUAUGUGGAUCUAUGCGUGAAAAACAACAAACGUUACUUGUUGAAACUGUGCUUCUUAUUGUUGACCACUUACUAAGCCUUACACCUGAAAUUAAUUUGGUGUGGGCAUAAAUGAAGAACAAACAAAACAAAAAAAUUAAUUGGCUUAAUGCCCUCGAGUAUACAUUUGAGAAUGAAAUAAAAAAAGAAUUGUAGGAGUACAGAGCAAAAAAAGAGAGGUGUGAACAAAAGAUGGGUGACAACCAUCUACAAAAUUAUAUAUAUAUAUAAUAUAUAUGAAUAUAAUAUAUAAGGUGUACCGAAGAUAGAGCUGUACAAGUGAAAAAUGUAAGAAUCCUGUAUCAUUGAAAAAAAAAACGAUUUUCAAGCUUUCAGUUUUUUAAUGGGUUACAAUUGAGGUAUCCAAUUUGCACGCAGCUUUGUUAUACAUUCAAAAGUGUUAUAAAAUGAAUGCACAGCUGCACUUCUAUUUAAUCAUAGCCAGUAAGUGGCGAUAAAAGUUUUCACUCUUAGAGGAAUUUCUAUGUUUUUCAUUUGUAUUAUCGUUUUCAAAACACCAUGUAUAUGACACGUAUAUAUAUGUAUACAUACGAUAUAUAUACAUAUAUGUAAUGGAUAGCGGUUCUGUAAUAAUUCUUAAGUAGUUACAUGCACAUAUAUUUUACUGUGUUGUAUCGUGUUCAUACAAAAUCGCAAAUACGAUCGUACCUUCUCCAUAUACAGGACCUAUCAAGAGUUAAGAAUUUGUUACAAGUUUUAUUUUUUCGUCUAUUAAUCUUUAUGUGACAUAAUUUGAUUAGAGAACUUUUUAUUAGUAAUUCGCCGCGUGUUAUAUCUACUUACAUUCCAGCGAAUUACAAGUAUGUUUUCUAUAAAUGUAUUAUUACCAGAAGUUUAUUAUUAUUAAAUAUGCUACGUCGUAUAUUUGAACUAAAAUAAAUGGGUCCCAUGAUUUUGAAAAUUAAAUAUAAAAUUGAAAUUGUUUCGUUAGUUUUGUUAAUAUUGGUAUCACUGGUCCACAAUAAGGUUAUUUAAUAAAUAUGUGUACAAACACAGUAUAAAUAAUUGAGAAAUUGGGAAAGCAAUGUUUAAAGCAAUUUUAUCAGGAAAUUAGUAUGAAUGUAUUAAAUGCUCAAAAAAAUGUAAACAAAAAUUGCAAAAUGUGUAUAUAUUGUACCAUUCAGUUAUUAAUUCUUAGUAUUUUAAGAAUUUACUUACUAUUUCUUUUUACAAUCAAAUUUUUUUAAUUAUCAAACAUUCUUAACCCAGUUUCUCAAUUUGUUUGUAAUGAUCGAUAAGAUUAAGUUUCUAAGUUGGUUAUUCGCAGGGUAUAUAUAAGGUAUGUAAAUUCGAAUUUGUUGUUUUCACGUUGACCAGCCUGUAUUGGUUCAAUCUGACAAGCCAAAAUACUUUGUUACAUGAAAACUACUUUUUACUUUGUCGUAAAGAUUAGGGAUAACGAAUGAUUUUUACAUUCUUUUUUGUAUUUGUAAUUGUAAUGUUUUGUUUCGUAAUUGUAUUUGAAACAGUUGGUCUUCGAAUAUGCGAGUUACGGCAUUUCAGCAAUAUUGAAGCGACGUUGAAAAGAAAAUUGCUAUAAAUCUCGCGACUAACUGAUGUAUGUAACUGUCCCGUUUUCUUCGUGUUGCCUUCACUGCCUUUGUUUCGGUGGUAAAAAUGAAGUAGCAGAACAACAAAUAAAACUCUGUUUCUACGACAAACUGUACUAUUACUUCUUUCGGAGCGCUGUCAAUAUUGCGUACUCUUGAAGAACAAAUCGAAUUAACGAUAUCAAUAAUUUCUGUGUCUAUUAUAAUGAUAACAAUACAAUGUAAAAACCUAAUUGGCUCUGCUGCUGUUAUUGUUGUUGUUGUUAUUAUUAUUAUUUAUUAUUAUUAUUUUUAUUUGUACUUCCAAUUUCGAUUGAUUUUUUUUUAACAGUUACGUAUUGUUGUCGUUAUUGUGGACAACUUUCUCCGAUUAAGGGGGAAAAUGUUCUCGGGCCAAUAGCAGUAUAGAUCUUCAUGACAUUUAACUUCCGCCUGGACUUCAGUUUUUACAGUAACGACUAUUUACUACUUCACACAAUGUGAACACUGUUUUCGCUGAGGGAGUGAGAGUAUUUAUUAAAAAUGGUAUCGAUAAUUAAAUAGUUGUUGUAUCAUUGUGACUGUACUAGGUGUCUCAUUGAAAUAAAUAUCAAACCAUUACACAUGGACGGGAUCUGUAUGCAUUGUCACAAAUAUUUUCAGUCAUUCUCUGUAAUUUGAUUUUGUUUUUUUUUUGUUUA